Molecule: messenger RNA, 1933 nt
Organism: Diaporthe batatas
Lineage: Eukaryota; Fungi; Ascomycota; Sordariomycetes; Diaporthales; Diaporthaceae
Exons: 1
Coding region: 489-761 (90 amino acids)
Source: RefSeq, a predicted model, not a curated record
CAGACGCCCUCCCAGUGGGUGUCGUCUGAGGAGAGGCCCCAUCGUACGAUCGAUAGCGGCUCGCUGGUUUCAUUCCGCGACGUGUCCGGCGCAGGCCUGCUCAGUAAUGCGGCCGGUGGGGCGGGUGACAGGCGCCCGGCAGCAGUGGAAUCCCGUCGAGCUCGGCUCGAAUCUAGAUUCCAGACAUCGUGAUCCCCUUGGGUAAUGCAGAGGACGGGCACUCUACUAUUUAGCCCGCACCUCCCGUCGUGCUCUGGCUGUCUGGCUCAGUCGUGAAAUCCUAUCAUCAGUCGAUACAACAACUACUCUCACUACCAAACUCACGACGACCAAACAAUAUACAACAAGACAACCACCAUCUUCCUCUCAUCACACCAGCUCUCCCCGGUCUCCACACCAGCUGCACUCCAGCCUCUAGCCCGGCACUAUUAUAAACAACAAGAAGUACACCUAUACACCACCAAAAAAGAAAAAAACAAAUCCCACCCAUGGCUUCCCCGUACUCCCCCAUGCAGAUCGCCGCCGUCCCGGCCGCAGCUGCCAUCAUGGACGCCACCCCCAACGCCGCCCCGCGCACCCAGGCCCAGGCCGCGCUCGCCCAGCUCGCAGAGGACUUUGCCGUCCUCGAGGACUCGGACCCCGUCAGCGCCCUGGAGGUCGCCCGCACCCCGAUGCGCCGCCGCGGCGGCACCCUGCGCCCGGGCAACUUCGAGUACCCGUCCUUCCGACAGGGCCGCAUGCCCGGCGCCGUCUGCGGCUGAACGUCAGGGACCGCAACUGUUGCUUGGCCACCAAGAGCUUUUCAUAUGUUGGUCGGUGGCCAUGGGAGAAUUACGAAUACUAUGGGUGCCGCGUCGAGCAAGAGAUAGAGAGAGAGUCAGAUCAUCCCGCCCGAGGGCGAGGGAGGCUCCGAAUACCCAGGCUCGAUGCUGAAUCAUCCAGCCGGACGUGAGAAUGCUCCGUCUGUUGCUGCUUCAUCACGAAACAUGGCAAGCAAUCACUUCAUCGCCGUAUGGACGAGCUUGGCCAAUGAGAGACGAAAAACCCGCCCGCCGUCGAUUGCUGGGCCUCCAGCUUCAAGAGAAGAGAGAACCCCGGGACUCAACACCGCGGGGCCAGACUACGACUGAGCAAAUUCGGGAGUUGCUCGGGGCAUUGCCACAAGGGGCGAUUGUCCAAUGAAUCCGGGGAGGAGGGGAAGGCAAUUGCAUUCAAUUGCGUGGAUUUUAGACAAAUACAAUUAGAUGACAGAAAGUGUGACACCACACCAACAAAUCAUACAACAUGAUACAACCAUUGAACCAUCUCACUUCAGACCCAAUUGUCAUAGAGCUGCUUGUCAGGCUUCCAAGGUUGUGUGAUCUCGAAUGGCCACACUACACCUAUCACCAGCACACCUGUAAGAAAAACUGGGCUCUAUGCUGAUCCGGAGCUUCCCCAGCUGGAACCCUUCAUCUCGACAGCAAGGGCCCUCCUUUGAACUCCCCUAUGUACCUCGCAAUUGAUCAGCCCUCCUGCCACCUGAUCAUGUUAGAUCUAUCCCUGGGUUUCCCUCAGCCUUCGCCUGCAGUUAAUGCGAGGGGACAAAUUGUUCUGUGAGAGGCCGGCCGUGCGGGCAAACCGCCCCGGGUGAGCUCCCCCCGCCUCGACGAUCACCUAUACAGUCGAAUAAUGCGCGUUCUUGGCCUGCUGCAUGAGUGUCCCCUGUUGAUCCUGUGCGUUUACCUCGGUAUGUAAGCUUCCUGCUGUUACACUGCCACGCUCUUGUGGGCUGUUGAGCUCGUUGGCAGAAGGCGAGGCCGCGUAAUUGUCGACCCAGGUUUCCAGACUGAUCUCCCCUCCGGCCUCUGCCCUCGUGUUGCAACUGGAGUGGGGUUAUUUAUUACUCUUUAGACCGAGGUUGUGUCACCAUGCUACUACUGUUGCUUCUGCU